AUGAUAUUGAGCAACCUCUUCCCAAACUCCAUAACGUCCCAGUGCCAGCAAGCACAUUCCUCGCCAGCAACUGCACAGCGCUCCCUUCACCCACGUACAUCCAUCCCCUCCCUCGUUGUCACUAUCGCAUAUACCGUCGCCAUCACUAUCAGCCCCAGCAUCACAUCACCAUCAUCCGCGCAGCAUCACCUUCACCCUUUCAGCAAGACCAAAGUUUCCUCCAAGCAGAGGACGCAUCGGUCACACAAGAAUCCCCCCUACCUCCCAUCCCCCACACGUGACCAGACCACGUACGAAAUCUUCCCUUUUAUAUCUCCUCUCCCAGUCACAAGGCCCCCUACCUCCACCCCAAACCCCUCCUCCACACCCUCCACGCCCAUACCCACCGCGACCGGCAGUUUUCCCCUCAAAAAACCCUCCCCUCUCUCCCUGCUCGCGGCCAGCCAACUGCCUCGCGCCCUUGCUGUCUCACCGGCCUUCAACUCUGCUGAGCCAUCCACGUGCCCCUCGCUCGGCGCUCCUAGCCAGCAGACCCGGCCCAUACAGACUCACCCACCUCCCCCAAGUCAACUAAGAGCCCUAAGAGACCCAAAACCAACACGCCAAAGAAGACCAAGGUUGAAGCUUCUACACAAUUGUCACCCAGACACAAACGAAGAAGACAUAGAACAACACUUAUCAAAAAAGCUUUCAAAAGAUUUCAAGUGCAAAAGUCCAUAA
This is a messenger RNA of Penaeus indicus, 720 nucleotides long. RefSeq names its product anti-sigma-I factor RsgI2-like. The record is from RefSeq and is a predicted model, not a curated record. The transcript has 3 exons. NCBI's taxonomy places the organism in Eukaryota, Metazoa, Arthropoda, Malacostraca, Decapoda, Penaeidae. Bases 1 to 720 code for a protein of 239 amino acids.